Molecule: messenger RNA, 915 nt
Organism: Phytomonas sp. Hart1
Lineage: Eukaryota; Euglenozoa; Kinetoplastea; Trypanosomatida; Trypanosomatidae
Source: the annotation of a GenBank genome assembly
AUGACGUUUAUGGCCGCAAAACAGUUGACUUCAUUCUUGCCUCAAUCUAUGGCUGAAUGGAGUCAACUUAUCCAGCUUGCUGUCAGGUUACCAAUUAAGUCUGUGUGGUAUCCAGAACACUUUUACAGACAGGAUGCAGAUCACACGAUUCGGUUUUCACCGCAAAAAAUGUCAUACACGCAACAAGCGUCAUCCUCUGGCGCGGUACUCGUUAUUCUCUCUCCAGCCCCAACUGGGGUCGGCUUUCAGGACGCCUGCAUUACCUUGACCAAACGUAGCGCUAACGUUACCACGCAUAAAGGACAGAUAAGCUUCCCAGGGGGACGUGUGGAAUUGGGUGAGACAACUCAGCAGGCUGCUCAGCGCGAAGUUCGGGAAGAGAUUAACUUGGAUUCUUCUUUAUAUGACAUAAUAGGCGACUUGACAACCAUUAUUAGCGCUGAGAAAGAUAUCUUAGUUACACCGCAUAUUGCCAUUGCCGACGCUCAAAUUCACCCGAGUUGCACCAACUCGGAAGAGGUGGCCUCUAUUCACUACGUUCAUCUCUCGAAUCUAUUUCUGAACAGUGAAUAUACUCAUGCUCGUCUAUUAAAAAAACAACUCUUCGACAAGAUCUCAAAGCCUACCUACUUUCCUUGUUUUUUUGCUAGUGACGCUUAUGAUAUUCCAAGCCUUUCCAUAGAAUCCUCUAUGAAGUUCCGGCAAAACUUAGAUUGUGGGAAUUCUAAGGACAUUUCUCUCAGUGAUUAUCCUGGCCAGUUGGUUUGGGGUUUGACUGCCUUUGUGCUAUGUGAGCUUUUAGCGCGAUUGGCUGCUAUGCUAGAGGCUCAACACCCUAACCUAGAAGUCACUAAGGCUGCAUCCAUUUUGAGAUGUUCCGAUGGGGUCUUUUGCGAUAUUGACUGUUUAAGGUAA